GCGCGCGUGUGUAUCUCCAUGUACAGUGAAGGGUGUGUGCGCGUCUGACGACGUAUAUUCCCACCUCGUACGCAUCUCGCACGGUGGUUUUGGGUCCGGCCGGACCACGUGAGGCUCACGCGGCGCUCAUCGUAUAUGUAGGGGCCUGGCCUAAACCCUUCUCCCUCCUCUCCAGACACCAGCCCGCCCAGCACCAUGGCGAUGGCGUCCACCGGAGCCGUCCCCUGCUCGGUCCUCCUGCUGCUCCUCCUCUGCGCGUCCCCGCUCUGCCAGGUCGAGGGCGGGCGGCACAACAUCACGGACAUCCUCGCCGCCGCCAGCCCGGACUUCGCCCAGUUCAGCGCCGCCCUGGCCGCCGCGAACCUCAGCGCCGAGAUCGACGGGCGCAGCCCCGUCACCGUCCUCGCCGUCGACAACGCCGCUGUGGCGCGGCUCGCGGCGCGGGGGCUCCAGCCGGACGCCGUCGCGCGCGUGCUCUCCCUGCACGUCCUCCUCGACUACAUCAGCGACGCCAAGCUCCGCACCCUCCGCGGCGGGUUCACGCAGGCCGCUAGCCUCUACCAGGCCCACGGCCGCGCGCCGGGGGCCGCCGGCAUCGUGGACAUCAAGCGCGGCGCGGACGGGCACGUGUCGUUCCGCCCGGCGGAGGGGGUGAACGGGACCGCCGCCGUGUUCUACGUGAAGCCGGUCAAGGAGUCGCCCUGGGACAUCGUCGUGCUGCAGGUAAGCGACGCCAUCUCGUCCUCCGCCGCCGAGGCCAAGGCCCCCGCGCCGCCGGCCCCCGCUCCUGCCCCCAAGGCGCCCGCGCCUGCUCCUCGCGCGCCAGUCGCGGCGCCCGCACCUGCUACGGCACCGGCACCGGCCCCGGCGGCCCUGCCUCCGUCGCCAAAGAACCACACCGCGCCACCGCCGAAGCCGGCCGGCGAGCCCGUGCGUGCGCCAACACCCGUGGUGGAGACGCCGGCGGAAGAACCAUGGGGGGAAGAGGAGCAGCCCCCUGCCGACGCGCACAAGAGCGGCGCCAGCGACUCGGAGCCGUGGAGCCUCGGCGCGGUGGUGGCGGUGGCCGUGCCGGUCGUGGUGUUUCUGCUGUGGUGAGCAGUCUGUGCUUGGAAUGAAUGCCCGCUGUUAGUGGCGCUGGAUCCCGUGAUUAGUGCUCGCGCUUACCAGGAUGGAAACAGUGGUUAAUGAGCGUGUUGUACGACGAUGCUCAUGUUUAGUCAAGGAGUGCAUGGCUGUGUUUGAAUUGCUACUAGUAGUAGUAGUACUCGCGUUUAGCCAAUUGAUUGAGUAAUUUAUUUCUCCUUUGCAUGGACCAAGCUCUAGAUUUUCGGAUGAAUUACAAGAUGAAUCGAGCAGAUUCUGAUGAA
Hordeum vulgare subsp. vulgare (domesticated barley) is the source of this 1370-nucleotide messenger RNA. Its product is annotated as fasciclin-like arabinogalactan protein 3. The coding region runs from base 196 to 1098 and encodes 300 amino acids. The transcript has a single exon. Gene Ontology annotation, cellular component: plasma membrane. The record is from RefSeq and is a predicted model, not a curated record. NCBI's taxonomy places the organism in Eukaryota, Viridiplantae, Streptophyta, Magnoliopsida, Poales, Poaceae.